Molecule: messenger RNA, 1827 nt
Organism: Peromyscus californicus insignis
Lineage: Eukaryota; Metazoa; Chordata; Mammalia; Rodentia; Cricetidae
Gene: Septin14
Product: septin 14
Exons: 9
Coding region: 1-1263 (420 amino acids)
Biological process (GO): cytoskeleton-dependent cytokinesis
Cellular component (GO): septin complex; septin ring; microtubule cytoskeleton
Molecular function (GO): molecular adaptor activity; GTP binding; GTPase activity
Source: RefSeq, a predicted model, not a curated record
AUGGUUCCCCAUUACGUCACUCACAAGGAAGACAUCCGUUGCUUAACCACCCUUAGCCACUUUGGGUUUGAAUGUUUCCCCACCCAGAUGGUGAACAAAUCCAUCCGGAAAGGAUUCUCUUUCAAUAUUCUCUGCGUGGGAGAAACUGGAAUUGGAAAAUCAACAUUGAUCAACACACUGUUCAACACUAAUAUGAAAGAGAGCAAGUCUUCCCAUUUCUACUCCAAGGUCGGACUCAAAGUAAGGACAUUUGAACUUCUGGAAACAAACAUCCCACUGAAAUUGACCGUGGUGAAAACAGUGGGGUAUGGUGACCAAAUCAACAAAGAAGCCAGCUACCAGCCACUCGUGGACUACUUAGAUGCUCAGUUUGAGCUGUAUCUCCAGGAGGAGCUGAAGAUCAAACGCUCCUUGUGUGACUAUCAGGAUUCUCGCAUCCAUGUGUGUUUCUACUUCAUCUCACCCACCGGACACUCCCUUAAGUCCCUGGACCUGCUGACGAUGAAGAACAUCGACAGAAGGGUGAAUAUCAUACCACUGAUUGCCAAAGCCGACUCGCUUUCCAAAAGCGACCUCCAGAGGUUCAAGAGUAACAUAAUGAGGGAGCUGACCAGCCACGGCAUCCAGAUAUACCAGUUCCCAAUAGAUGAUGAAACUCCGGCGCAAGUAAGCACCUCAGUAAAUGGGCUGUUACCUUUUGCUGUGGUAGGAAGUAUGGAGGAGGUGAAAGUUGGAAAAAGGAUGGUCAGAGGCCGCCAUUACCCUUGGGGAGUUUUGCAAGUGGAAAAUGAAAGUCACUGUGACUUUGUGAAGCUCCGGGAUUUGCUUCUGUCUACUAACAUGGAGGAUCUGAAGGACCAAACCCACGUUCAACAUUACGAAUGUUAUAGGAGAAACAGACUGCAGAAACUUGGCUUCAACGACACGGGCCGAAACAAUCAGCCAGUGAGUUUCCAAGAGAUGUAUGAAGCCAAGAGACAAGAGUUCCAGGCUCAGUGUCAGAGGGAGGAGGAGGAACUGAAGCACAUGUUUAUGCAGCGAGUCAAGGAGAAGGAGCUGACCUUUAAGGAUGCUGAAAAGGAGCUGCAGGACAAAUUUGAACACCUGAAGAGAAUCCAACAAGAGGAGAUCUUGAAGCUGGAAGAAGAGAGACGAAAGUUAGAAGAGCAAAUCAUCGAUUUUUACAGGAUGAGGGCUGCCUCGGAUCCGCCACAGACUCCGGCGUGCACCAAUGUAAAGAAGGACAAAGAUCGUAAGAAAUGAUCUUUUCUUGCCAUUCUGGCUGCUUCAGAGGCCCGUUAUCCUCUAUGCGUAUACCUGUGAGCUUGUCUUCACAGCACUUUAACUUUGUGCCUGGAAGUCUAAUGUUUUCUAAAGUUAUUUUAGCACAUGUCAUUCUGCACUGGAGUUUCAAAUUCUUGGGAGGAAGACGCCUUGUGUGUCUUGGUGGUGCAGCAUAGACUAGCACUCCACAGUACCCAGUAAAUAUUUUAUUAAUCAACAUAAGCAAGAAGUACAUAGCAUAGUAUAAAACAGGUAUGGUCAGACAAGAGGACAUUCUUUUAGCGUAGAUGUGCCUUUGACCCAAGUAGUGAUUUUUACAAUUUCUGUCUCUUGAGAGUUUUUACUUUGUAUGUGUGUGUGUUGUGUUUGUUUAUUUUUAUUUUUUUUUUUGAGACAGGGUCUCACUCUGUAGCUCUAGCUGUCCUGAAACUCUUGGUGUUGAUCAGUCUGCCCUUGAACAGCGAUCCUCCUGCAUCUGCCUCCCAAGUGCUGGGACUGUAAGCAUAAACCACCCUGCCUAGCUCUAUUGAAUUUUUCUUGAGG